Amoebophrya sp. A25 is the source of this 463-nucleotide messenger RNA. Lineage: Eukaryota; Dinophyceae; Syndiniales; Amoebophryaceae. The record is from the annotation of a GenBank genome assembly.
GGAAAAGGCUCACCUCUAUUGCCGAGCCUGCCGUAUGCUGGAGGCAGCAAAGGGCAGCAAACGGCUUCAUUGGCUACCUUGGAGGAGGCGCUGAAGGCUGCUGAAAGAGAAGAAGAGACGCUGAGCGAAAUAGCCCUAUCGGCCCACGAGAAAGAAGCUCGGAAUAGAAACUCCACAUUGGGGAGAAGCGAGGCGGAUGGUUGUACAUUGCAGGCUCAACAUUGUGCGAAUAAAAUGUCAAGAAAUCAAGUUGACUACGCAACAGCAUUUGGAGUCGACGUCUCAGAGGAGCAAACAACUGAAAGCUCGAUGCUGGCAGUUGAUUUGAUGCGAGGGCGAGAAAGCAGUUCAAGUAGUGUUUUUGUACUGACGCCGGACGCCUCGCCAGAUCGAUGCAAUAAGAACGCGCGCGCAGCAUCCAGCGGCCCGGCGCCGCUGAUCCGCCGUGCAGACUGCUUCCCAC